AUGUCCUAUCUGUGCUGCCGCUGGCUACAAAUAAAGGAACUUUGGCUGCUGCUGCCUCAACGACUCCGGCAAUCACCACCCCUACACUCGCCGUAUCAAGGGCUUUUAACUAACACAAUAUGUGCUCCGCAUGCUCCCAGUGUCACUGCUGCGUGCCUUGGAACGUACUUCCUCAACCGGGCAGGUACCCUGCAGACAGGCACAGCCGACGGAACAGGGGAGGAUGAAGACGCUCUGAGCGACGAUUCCGAAGCCAGCGAGGCCCCACAGCCAAUGCGGUUGGAUCCAUGGAUGCUGGCCUUUCCCACCGAUGACCCCGAGCUGGGGAAGAAGAAGUGGGACUUCUGCAAGGCAAACCGUAUCAAGCCUCACCGUCUGCAUGACACCAGCCGCCACAAGAAGUACCUUUUUGCACUGCGGCGGAUGAUGUACCUUGAUGCAGCAGCAGGGCAUAGUGAUAUCAGCCCCCGCAUUGAUGAAUUUUGGCUUCUUGCAUUCGGGACUGGUUCUGAGAGCCUUUGCCUUUUCGGCUCGUUGCGGAUUCGCUUUAUUUCAACUUUUGGCUCUGGUCUUUUAGCGCAGGGACUUGUGGGUGGACAGCCGAAUUUCCAGGUGCUCGGGGCUUGGGAUGGGAUGCUUCUUUGGCAAGACGGGCAUCUCUGGUUCUCUAACUUGGAAGACUUGCACGAAGUCCACCAAAGAUUGAGUGGGUCUCAGGGUUCAGUCAGCGACAUGAGGAAGCAGUGCAAACGAGCCCUGGCGCUGAAACAGAAGCUUUUGCUAAAGUUCCUCAGCGGCGACGCGCUGCAGAAGUACAAGGUGCACAUGCAAAAGAGCCCGCAGGAGCUGGAAGCAGAGGCCCCUGCUUCCUUCCGGUUCUCCAAGGAAAAAGGUCGAAAGGGCGCGAGUUUUCCGACCGCGCGAUGGGGGUCUCUUUUGUAUGCAGGACCUGGAACUAGAUGCGCUUGUCAAACGCAGCACGUUGCAAAUGCAAUGCGGCAUGCAUUUCGUCAUAAAGUCUGUUCUGCGCCGAGCUGA
Molecule: messenger RNA, 1038 nt
Organism: Symbiodinium natans
Lineage: Eukaryota; Dinophyceae; Suessiales; Symbiodiniaceae
Source: the annotation of a GenBank genome assembly